Molecule: messenger RNA, 927 nt
Organism: Solanum pennellii
Lineage: Eukaryota; Viridiplantae; Streptophyta; Magnoliopsida; Solanales; Solanaceae
Exons: 3
Coding region: 1-927 (308 amino acids)
Molecular function (GO): zinc ion binding
Source: RefSeq, a predicted model, not a curated record
AUGGUAGAGAGUUUCAAUUCUUGGAUCUUGGGACCUAGGAGUAAGACCAUUGUAACUAUGUUGGAAGAAAUUAGAGUUAAGGUGAUGAGUAGAGUGAGUAAGUCAAGAGCAUUUGCUGAAACAUGGACAGAUGGAAUAUCUCCAAUGGCAAUGAUGGUAUUCAAUACAAAUGUAACAAGAUCAAUGCAGUGCAACAUUGAAUGGAAUGGUGAUGUUGGAUUUGAAGUGUUAGAAGGGGUAUACAAGCAUACUGUGAACUUGGGUCAACAAAAAUGUAGUUGCAGAUCAUGGGAAUUAAAAGGUAUCCCAUGUGCACAUGGUAUAGCAGCAAUGAACCACUUGAACAUGGAUGCAUCACAAGCAAUAUCUAGUUGGUAUAGAAAAGACACAUAUAUGAAGACAUAUUCUCAUUUCAUUCAACCAGUCCCAAACAUGGAAAUGUGGCCUGAAAGUAGAAACCCAAUGGUUGAACCACCUGAGGCAAGACAAAUGCCUGGUAGGCCACCAAAGAACAGAAGAAGAGAAAUUGGUGAAGUGAGAAAAGCUGGAAAGUUGCCAAGAAUGGGGACAGUAAUGACAUGUUCACUUUGCAAAGGACCAAAUCAUAACAAGAGAAAUUGUCCAAAAAAUCCUAAACCUAAGUCUACACCAACACCCACUCAAGAGUCCACCACUGGAAAAAAGAGGGGUAGAGGUCAUUAUGAAAGAGCAAGCACCAGUAAGACUGGUACAAGAAGAGGUGCAGGAAGUGGUGAUAUUGGUUUUAAACCUACCAAGGGACUGAAGUGGAAAGGCAAACAGUCCAUGACUCAAAGAGAACUUCAAGUCGAAAGUGUUAUGCGUCGUAUUCAAACCAGAUCAAAAGCUUAUGGCAUUCAAACAAGGUCACAAGCCAAAGGAAAAUCACUCUCAAAGAAAACUUUUUAG